Molecule: messenger RNA, 4130 nt
Organism: Poeciliopsis prolifica (blackstripe livebearer)
Lineage: Eukaryota; Metazoa; Chordata; Actinopteri; Cyprinodontiformes; Poeciliidae
Gene: hspa4l
Product: heat shock protein 4 like
Exons: 20
Coding region: 140-2620 (826 amino acids)
Biological process (GO): protein folding
Cellular component (GO): cytosol; nucleus
Molecular function (GO): ATP binding; ATP-dependent protein folding chaperone
Source: RefSeq, a predicted model, not a curated record
GGCGCUGGGUGAUGCUAGGAGCCUCGGAGUUGGAGAAUCCGCUCUGGAUUUGGUCUCUUCGGGGAUUACUCUGAAUGAGUUUGCUAUAAACAGCUCGGCUUACGAAAACUCAGAGGGAAGGUGCAUUCAGGUGCUCGCCAUGUCAGUGGUUGGCAUCGAUGUGGGUUUCCAGAACUGCUAUAUCGCUGUGGCCAGGAGCGGCGGCAUUGAAACGGUGGCCAAUGAGUACAGUGACAGAUGCACACCGGCUUGUGUGUCUUUGGCCUCCAAAAACCGGAUGAUUGGAAAUGCAGCCAAGAAUCAGAUCAUAACGAACUUUAAAAACACUGUACAUGGCUUCAAAAAGUUUCACGGCAGAGCGUUUGAUGAUCCGUUCGUCCAAUCAGAGAAGAGCAAGCUGCCUUACAGCCUCAGCAAGCUAGCCAAUGGUAGCACUGGGAUUAAGGUGCGCUACCUGGAUGAGGAGAAGGUGUUCACGGUGGAGCAGAUCAGCGGGAUGCUGUUCACCAAACUGAAGGAGACGUCAGAGAGCGCGCUGAAGAAGCCGGUGGUGGACUGCGUGGUUUCUGUCCCGAGUUUUUUCACAGACGCAGAGAGACGGUCAGUCCUUGAUGCGACUCAGAUUGCAGGGCUGAACUGUUUGCGACUAAUCAACGACACCACAGCAGUGGCGUUGGCUUAUGGCAUCUACAAACAAGACCUCCCUGUGCCUGAGGAGAAGCCCAGGAACGUGGUGUUUGUGGACAUGGGGCAUUCAUCGUUCCAGGUCUCCAUCACUGCUUUCAACAAGGGGAAACUCAAGGUUCUCGCCACAGCGUUUGACCCGCACCUCGGAGGGCGUAACUUCGACGAAGCCUUGGUGGAUUAUUUCUGCGAAGAGUUUAAGACAAAGUACAAGCUGAACGUGAGGGACAACCCGAGGGCUUUGCUGCGGCUGCAUCAGGAAUGCGAGAAGCUGAAGAAACUCAUGAGCGCCAACUCCUCUGACCUUCCUCUCAACAUAGAGUGCUUCAUGAACGACAUCGAUGUUUCCAGCAGGAUGAACAGGACUCACUUUGAAGAAAUGUGCGCUCAGUAUCUGAUGAGAGUGGAGGCGCCGCUGAAAACGGCCUUUGAACAAUCGAAGUUGAGUCGGGACGACAUCUAUGCAGUGGAAAUUGUCGGAGGAGCCACGAGAAUCCCGUCCAUCAAGGAGAGAAUCACCAAAUAUUUCUGCAAAGACGUCAGCACCACGCUGAACGCUGACGAAGCUGUAGCCAGAGGCUGCGCGCUUCAGUGCGCAAUUUUAUCUCCAGCGUUUAAAGUGCGGGAAUUCUCCAUCACAGAUGUGGUUCCGUUUCCGAUCACUCUCCGCUGGAAGUCGCCCACAGAGGAUGGACUGGGAGAAUGCGAGGUUUUCAGUAAGAACCAUGCUGCUCCAUUUUCCAAGGUGAUCACAUUCCACAAGAAGGAGCCCUUUGACCUGGAAGCGUUUUACAGCAACCCUCAGGAGCUCCCCUACCCGGACCACAGGAUAGGCUGCUUCUCAGUGCAGAACGUGGUUCCUCAGCCAGACGGAGACAGUUCAAAGGUAAAGGUCAAAGUGCGCGUCAACAUUCAUGGCAUCUUGAGCGUGUCCAGCGCGUCGCUCAUAGAGAAGCUGAAAGGGGAAGCGGAGGACAUGCAGAUUGAGUCGGAGCCACCAAUGCAGAAUGAAGGCCAAGCAGAGGAGCAGAGCAAAAUGCAGGUGGAGCAGGAGGGUCAAGGUCAGGCGGAGGGGCCGAGCGAGGACGGCAGCUCCAGCACUAAGGAAGGGGCAGCUGCAGAAAAGCAGGAUGCAGCAGCUGGAGGCAGCAAGCCAAAAGUGAAGGUGAAGAGUAUCGAUCUUCCCAUUGUGGCCAACAACAUUCGGCAGCUGGACGGAGAUGUUCUUACAAACUUUGUUGAGUAUGAGCGUCAGAUGAUUUGCCAGGACAAACUGGUGAAAGAACUGAACGACGCUAAAAACGGCGUGGAAGAGUACGUGUACGACCUGCGGGAAAAGCUCUGCGGGAUUUAUCAGAAGUUCAUCACCGAGGAGGACAGUAACCGACUGACGCUGAUGCUGGAGGACACGGAGAACUGGCUGUACGAGGAGGGAGAGGACCAGCCGAAAAACGUCUACAAGGAAAAGCUGGGCACUCUCAAGAUGCUUGGUGAGCCCAUUCAAGAGCGGCACAGAGAGAGCGAAGAAAGGCCAAGAGCUUUUGAAGAACUGGGGAAGAAACUGCAGCUCUACAUGAAGUUUGUAGAUUCCUACAAACAGAAGGACGAGCGAUUCUCACAUUUAAGCCCAGAGGAUGUGAGCGCUGUGGAGAAAUUUGUGAAUGAAAGCAUGGGCUGGAUGAACAACAAAAUAAACGCACAAAGCAGAACUGCAAUAACUCAAGACCCAGUGGUUAAAGUAGCAGAAAUCAUUGCAAAAAUCCAGGAACUGGACGAUGUUUGCGGCUCGGUUGCCAACAGGCCAAAGCCGGUCGAGGAGGAGCUGUCUGACGUUGGCGAACAGGCGGCUCACAACGGCCCCACAGCCAGGCAGGAAGCAGACGGGAAGGGAAACCAGCAACCAAAGCCUGGAGCGAAACACAUGGAGGUGGACUGAGGAGCGGACUCUGACAAUCGUCGUUCUCCAUCAUGCCCCUGCUAGGAAGUAGAAAAAUAAAGUAAAAUCUGGGCGAAACGUCUCAGGCGUCACCAGCCUCCUCCGUGGAUUGUUUUUGUGUUCUCUCCCAUCAAACUUUAAGCCUUCAGACCGUUUAUUCCCACGUGUGACAGUGCUGUGUUUUACUCUCUCACAUCUUCCACAUGCAAGUAAAAGAGUUCUGUAACUGGUUAAAUUCAGAUUAUACCAGAAAGAUCCAUCCAGUAUCACCAGUAAUCCCAAAGACCAUUAAGAAUAAUAAGUACUGUCCAAGCAACUGUUAAUGCAGAACAAUUAGUUCGACUGCGAAAAUACAAAUCCUGUAUAUGUAUGUUUUUAUUGGGUUAAAGUGAUGCUGAUGUCUAGAAACUGUAAAUAUGAUUUUAGUAAAUAAAAUCAGACUGGAUAAAUAUAAAUGUCUUUUUCCUAAUGUUGCAAAACCAUAUUUACUCAGUAAAAUCCAUGUGUAUUUUUAUGACUUCCUGUUUUUAGUCAUAAAAUGUAAAAUUAGCAACAAUUAUUAAAACCUAAAUGAAAAAAAAACAUUCUUUAAACAUUCAGGAGCUCUAUUGUGCCUCAUGGUAACUGAGGACUGUCUCCAAACAAAAUGUUCCCAUUAUUACCUGUUUUUCAUUUAACUUAACCAAUUCAGAUUUCUUUUUUCUUCAAAAUUGCUGAAUUUUAGCAUUUUUCCAGUGAGCUGAGCCUCUCUAACUGCACUGGCUGCCAGUCUAUGGGCGAAUGCUCCUCCUGUCUGAACGUCUAACAUAUGAACUGAUUUUCCAUAAUUUAGCUCGUGUAUAUAAUGUACAGUGUUUGUUGUCACCAACUGUGUGUGUAACGUGUUUCGUGUGCUGAGGAUACAUCAGAAACGGCAGAGAGCAGCCAGGAGGUGAGGCAGGCAGUUCUCCUGCCUCAUGGCAGGGGGCGCUCAUGAUCCCAGACAUUGUGACUGUGAGAACAGUCAGGGUGCUCCUUCUGCUUGGUUGCUUCUGGCUUGUUGCGCCUUGGACAGUGUUCAUAGUUGAGCAUUGUUUACAUUAAUGCAUUGCCUCAAAUGCUAUGUUUAAUGGUGCAGAGAGUUGUGACAUGGGCAACCACCCAGGGCAUUAUCUUUUUAGGGGUGGCAGGAGACCUCUGUGGAUUGUUGCACGGAGAUGGAAGCAAAGCAAAAUGAAAAAGAGUUUGAAUUGAUAGUGAUACUGGUUAAAUUUUUUUCAGCUUUAUGAAAUAAAUUUGGGUUAAUCUGGGUUGUUUAUGGGAAUGUGGCUCUUUCAGAUCAAUUUGAGAAGCAAUUUUGUUAGGUGCACUUAAUUUUAUUGUGUCAUGUAGGCGCUGGUCUUGGGUUAGGUGGUCUUGACCACAGCACUGCUAUGUGGCUCGUUGAAUGCAUGUCCUUCCCCACCUGCCUUCUUUCCACCACCUGUCUGUUGGAUUUCUUUCAAAAUAAAUGCCUCUCGUGGCAAAAAAG